UCGAUUCAUCAAGGUGGAAAUUGGAACACCAUUGAAUUUUGAAGAGCUUAAAUACAAAGCUUUGAUGUUGUAUUUUGACCAAAAUGACUGUAAUAGUUACAUGGAGGCAGAAUCAGAGUGCAUGAAGUCGUUAUGUGGUCCAAAUGGGGAAACAUUAGAUGAAGAACCAAAGGAAAUUAGCAGGCGACGUAUAUGUUCUGUUUGUAAUUGCAGCUAUAUCGGAAACCAAUGUAUUAUUUGCAUCCAAAAUAAUGAGUAUAGUGCUUCUUGCAUUACAGAUAGCAACUUGAACUUGUUUGGCAAUUUGUUUGAACCUUCUUGUGUUGAUGAUGACUCUCAACUUUCAAAUGAAAACGAAGAAGAAAGGCUUUAAAUCAAUUGAGAGAAAGAAGGAUUCAAACUUUAGCUUGAGCUUUAAUAGCUAUAGCAACCGGUGGGAACGAGCCUUCGAAUUUGGAUAAUGCAAGCGCAAGUUCUGAUGUUACAGACGUAGUACAGCACAUUGCUAAAAUACACCGCAUGACGAUAAAGAAAGAUUUGAUGGAUUUAUUUAUUACUAAGCAGAUCAAUGUGACAGAUGACAUCCGAUAUAUAUGGAUUGAUCCUCGUGGCCAAGAAGAAAAUGGUGCAGGGUCAGGUGUUUCUCGGGAUAUUUAUUCUUCAUUCUGGAAUGAAGUAUACAAUGCAUACUUGUAUGGCGAGCAAGAAAGAGUGCCACAAGUUCGGCAUGAUUUGUACAAACAAGAGUGGCGUGCAUUUGGCAUGAUCAUUUUAAAGGGGUAUGUUGACACUGGUUACUACUUUCCAAUCAGUUUGAGUCGAGCUUUUUUAUGUUUUUGUUUGUUCGGAGAAGUUCCAGAAGAGCUGCUGAUAUCUUCAUUCCUGAAAUACUUGUCAUCAGAUGAAAGUCAAAUGAUGACAAAAGCCAUUGGUAAAAACGAAGGUGAGAAUGUUAUUCACAGUGAUGAAUUUGCUGAAAUUUUGGAACAAUUCAAAUGUAAAACUGUAGUAACAGAAUCAAAUGUGAAAUCAGUUAUCAUUGAAUUAGCUCGCCAGGAACUGGUACAGAAAAGUCACAUUAUAGCCUCAUGUUGGGAAGUUGCCUUUUCAGAGUUAAAAAGAAGCCAGAAUUUUUAUCCAUGGAGAAUAUUGUGA
Messenger RNA from Hydractinia symbiolongicarpus, 1155 nucleotides. RefSeq lists its product as uncharacterized. Bases 520 to 1155 code for a protein of 211 amino acids. The transcript has 2 exons. The record is from RefSeq and is a predicted model, not a curated record. NCBI's taxonomy places the organism in Eukaryota, Metazoa, Cnidaria, Hydrozoa, Anthoathecata, Hydractiniidae.